Molecule: messenger RNA, 1140 nt
Organism: Camelina sativa (false flax)
Lineage: Eukaryota; Viridiplantae; Streptophyta; Magnoliopsida; Brassicales; Brassicaceae
Product: purine permease 3-like
Cellular component (GO): membrane
Molecular function (GO): purine nucleoside transmembrane transporter activity
Source: RefSeq, a predicted model, not a curated record
CCAACCCCCAAAAGUUUCAUUACCACCCAACAAGAAAUCAAAAACAUCCACAAUAUUUUUUUAGAAGAAAAAAUUAAGACAAAAAUGGCGAAGGCUCUUGUGAUCAUAAACUGCAUAAUCCUAGCCAUAGGAAACUGUGGAGGUCCUCUGAUUAUGCGUCUCUACUUCAACAAUGGUGGCAAAAGGAUUUGGUUCUCUACAUUUCUUGAAACUGCUGGCUUUCCUGUUAUCUUCAUCCCUUUGCUCUUCUCUUACAUUCACCGGCGCAGAAACAACAAUGGAGGCGAAAAUGCAACAAGUUUCUUUCUUAUCAAACCGCGCCUUCUUGGCGCGGCUAUUUUCAUAGGCAUUCUCUCUGGCUUUGAUAAUUACUUGUAUGCAUAUGGUAUAGCUUAUCUCCCAGUUUCAACGGCUGCUCUCAUCAUUGCUUCACAGUUAGCUUUUAUAGCUAUCUUCUCAUUCUUCAUGGUUAAACAUAAGUUUACUCCUUUUACCAUUAAUGCUGUUGUGUUGUUGACUGUUGGAGCUGCGGUAUUGGGAAUGCAUACCGAAACUGAUAAGCCCGUUCAUGAGACCCACAAGCAAUACGUUACUGGGUUCUUGGUGACCGUGGCUGCAGCUGUUGUGUAUGCUUUUAUCUUGCCAUUAGUGGAACUUGCUUACCAGAAAGCUAAGCAACCCUUGAGCUAUACGCUCGUUCUCCAGAUGAUUUUGUGCUUCCUUGCUUCUAUUGUCAGCCUCAUUGGUAUGUCCAUCGCUGGUGAUUUCAAGGCUCUACCAAAAGAAGCAAAAGAGUUCAAGCUUGGAGAGGUACUGUUCUAUGUUGUGGCUGUGUUUUCGGCUAUAAUAUGGCAAGGCUUCUUCUUGGGAGCCAUUGGAUUAAUCUUCUGCACAUCUUCUCUCGUCUCGGGUAUCAUGAUAUCAGUCCUUUUGCCCAUCACGGAGGUUUUAGCUGUUAUAUUUUACCAUGAAAAGUUUCAAGCAGAGAAGGGACUCUCUCUUGCUCUCUCCCUUUGGGGUUUUGUCUCUUACUUUUAUGGUGAGAUAAAGUCUGACAACGAUAAAAAGAGAAUUCAGCAGGAGGAGAGUUCUUUGUCAUCAAGAACCAUAAGUGAGUGUUAAAACUAAACGAAUCAUAGA